AUGCCCAGUGGCACAAGUUACCCUGAUACCCCAGAGAUCCUAAGGAACAACUACCCAUACACCCUAGUAAAACAGAGGUACAGGUACCCAGAAUCCCCAGGGGAACAGAGGUACAGGUACCCAGAAUCCCCAGCAGAACAGAGGUACAAUUACCCAGAAUCCCCAGCGGAACAGAGGUACAAUUACCCAGAAUCCCCAGCGGAACAGAGGUACAGGUACCCAGAAUCCCCAGGGAAACAGAGGUACAGGUACCCAGAAUCCCCAGGGAAACAGAGGUACAGGUACCCAGAAUCCCCAGGGAAACAGAGGUACAGGUACCCAGAAUCCCCAGGGAAACAGAGGUACAAUUACCCAGAAUCCCCAGGGGAACAGAGGUACAAUUACCCAGAAUCCCCAGCGGAACAGAGGUACAGGUACCCAGAAUCCCCAGCGGAACAGAGGUACAGGUACCCAGAAUCCCCAGGGAAACAGAGGUACAGGUACCCAGAAUCCCCAGGGAAACAGAGGUACAGGUACCCAGAAUCCCCAGGGAAACAGAGGUACAGGUACCCAGAAUCCCCAGGGAAACAGAGGUACAAUUACCCAGAAUCCCCAGCGGAACAGAGGCACAGGUACCCAGAAUCCCCAGGGAAACAGAGGUACAAUUACCCAGAAUCCCCAGCGGAACAGAGGCACAGGUACCCAGAAUCCCCAGUGGAACAGAGGCACAGGUACCCAGAAUCCCCAGCGGAACAGAGGUACAGGUACCCAGAAUCCCCAGGGGAACAGAGGUACAAUUACCCAGAAUCCCCAGUGGAACAGAGGUACAAUUACCCAGAAUCCCCAGUGGAACAGAGGUACAAUUACCCAGAAUCCCCAGGGGAACAGAGGUACAAUUACCCAGAAUCCCCAGGGGAACAGAGGUACAAUUACCCAGAAUCCCCAGGGGAACAGAGGUACAAUUACCCAGAAUCCCCAGGGGAACAGAGGUACAAUUACCCAGACUGCCCUGUGACUCGGGCUACAAUUACCCAGAAUCCUCAGUGCCUCAGAAGUGCAACUGCCCAAACUCCCUGCUGCCCCAGCAGUACAAUUACCCAGACUCCCCAGUGGCACGGAAGCCAAGGUCCCCCAGACACCCCAGAGUGGGAGGAGCCCCCGGUUCCCCCGUACUCACCCCGCUGCCUCCCCGGUGUCUCCCCGCAGCUCCGCUCCCUCACUGUCUCCGCCGGACUCGGCUCCUACUGA
This is a messenger RNA of Xenopus tropicalis (tropical clawed frog), 1227 nucleotides long. Its product is annotated as protein PELPK1-like. NCBI's taxonomy places the organism in Eukaryota, Metazoa, Chordata, Amphibia, Anura, Pipidae. Gene Ontology annotation, cellular component: nucleus. Bases 1 to 1227 code for a protein of 408 amino acids. Gene Ontology annotation, biological process: positive regulation of fat cell differentiation. The record is from RefSeq and is a predicted model, not a curated record. The transcript has a single exon.